AUGGACUUCCCAUCCAAACCUUUAACCCAACUCCUAGGUUCAAACGAUGAAAACCGCAAGGCUGACAACCCGCUCUUUUCCCCUCCAGGCCCAGUCCACGCCCUAACCUACUCCUCCUCCCCCUCAACCUACAUCCUAACCGGCUCCUCGGACCGCACCAUCCGUCUCUACAAUCCAUCUCGCCCUUGCCCCACGCCAUCCUCCUCGUCUACACCUCUCUCCCCCCCAAAACCCACCCAGCUCAUCCAAUCCUACUCCGCACACGGAUACGAAGUCCUCUCCCUCACCGUCGCAAGCGAUAACGCAACCUUCGCCUCUGCGGGCGGCGACCGCGCCGUCUUCCUCUGGGACGUGGCGACAGCGAAAACCCUUCGCCGCUUCCAAGGGCACACCGCUCGCGUUAAUGCCGUGACUUUCGCCGCGCAGGGCGACAGCGUGCUGGUGUCCGGCAGCUUCGACGCGAGCGUGCGGCUCUGGGACGUGCGGAGCCAGAGCGGGAAGCCGGUCAUGGUGCUUGACGACGCGAGGGAUAGCGUGACCUGCGUGUUGGUUUCUCGAGAAGGAGGGGGAGGGAGAGGGGGAGGGGGAAUGGGCGAGUACGAGGUUCUGGCGGGGAGUGUGGAUGGGCGGGUGAGGUGCUAUGAUUUGCGGUUUGGGAGGGUCGAGACGGAUGUCAUUGGUGCGAGCGUGACGAGUUUGGAGAGGACGAGGGAUGGCAAGGGGGUGCUUGUUGGGGGGCUGGAUAGUUGUGUUAGGCUGAUGGAUCGGGAGGGUGGGGGGCUUUUGAAGAGUUAUAAAGGUGCGGGGUGGAGGAACGAGGAGUUUAGACUUCGCAGCGUGUUUGGGAAGAGCGAGAGGUGGGUUUUGUGCGGGAAUGAGGAUGUAAAGGGUGCGGACGGGGAAGUCGUGGUCUGGGAUACACUGAGUGGGGAGGUGGUGGAGAGGGUUCGGGUGGAGGGCUCGAAAGUCGAAGCGAAGAGGAAGAUUGGGACGGAUGGCAAGGAGAGGGAAAGGAAGAAUGUGGUGAGUUGUUUGGCGUGGAAGGAUGGCGUGAGGGGCGAUCAGUGGUGCUGUGCUGGUACCGAUGGAAUUGUGACUAUUUUUGGGCCGCCUUGA
Messenger RNA from Drepanopeziza brunnea f. sp. 'multigermtubi' MB_m1, 1116 nucleotides. The record is from RefSeq and is a predicted model, not a curated record. NCBI's taxonomy places the organism in Eukaryota, Fungi, Ascomycota, Leotiomycetes, Helotiales, Drepanopezizaceae.